GGUUGCCAUGGUGACGCGGCGCCGGGCGCCGGGGCUGCGGCUGCGCGGUGGGUGAGGGCGGGCGUCAGGGAGAUCGCUGCUUUUUUGGAAAAUAAGUCUAGAUUGGGUAGAAGAGCAAAGUAUGCAGAAAUAUCAAGUUAUUUAAGAAUGAAUGCACCCAAAGGCAGGAAUGAUUCUGAGGGGGAAUCAGCUGAGGAGGAAGCAGAGAAUGAAGAAGAGAGUGAGGACUCGGAGGAUGAAUCUGAAUCAAUUCCAAACAAAGGGAAUGUGGAGGCCAGAAACGUGACAAGCCGAGAGUUGCCGCCCUGUGUCAAGCCGCAGAAGGAGCUGGAGGAGCAAGACACACUUUACAAACAGCAACUCCAUGCACUCAGACAGAGAGGCAAAGAGAAGACCAUCAUUAAAGAGGAGCCAACCAAGAAGAAAAAGAGGAGGAGGAGAAGGUGUAUCGGAGUGAACCUAAUCAACUGCAAGUAUGAAAGUGUCCGCCGUGCAACUCGCCGAUAUGGAUUGAAGGAGGUUGGCGACGAUGACGAGUGGAUAUUGUACUGGACGGACACGUCCGUGUCUCAUGAAAAGGUCAUGGAAAUGAAGCGUUUUCAGAAAAUUAAUCACUUUCCAGGAAUGAGUGAGAUUUGCAGGAAGGACCUAUUAGCCCGGAAUUUGAACAGGAUGCUGAAACUCUUCCCAAAGGAAUAUAACAUCUUCCCCCGUACAUGGUGUUUACCUGCCGACUUUGGUGAUUUUCAAGCCUACAGCAGGAUGAAGAAGCCAAAGACAUACAUCUGUAAACCAGACUGCGGGUGUCAGGGCCGAGGGAUCUUCAUCACCAGAAAUCUAAAGGAGAUUAAACACGGGGACCGGCUGAUCUGCCAACAGUACAUCUCCAAGCCUUUCCUCAUAGAUGGUUUCAAAUUUGAUCUCCGUGUCUACGUCUUGGUGACAUCCUGCGAUCCCUUUCGGAUUUAUAUUUAUAAUGAAGGCCUGGCAAGGUUUGCAACAAGCAAGUACAAUGAGCCCUCCAACAGCAACUUGGAUGACAUCUGCAUGCACUUGACAAACUAUGCCAUCAACAAGCAUAGCAAGAACUUCGUCAGAGAUGGGGACAGCAGCAGCAAAAGGAAACUGUCUUCACUAAACAAAUGGUUGGCAGAUCACGGCCACGACGUGCCAAAGGUUUGGUCGGACAUCGAGGACGUCAUUGUUAAAACGCUAAUAUCUGCCUAUCCGAUCUUGAAGCACAAUUACAGGACUUGUUUCUCCACCCAUCUCUGUGGCUGUGCCUGCUUUGAGAUACUAGGAUUCGAUAUUCUGAUGGAUCGUAAUUUGAAACCAUGGCUCUUGGAGGUGAACCAUUCCCCCAGUUUCACCACAGACUCCAGGCUGGACAGAGAGGUGAAGGACAAUCUACUGUACGACACAAUUUGUCUGAUAAACCUUGGAGCAAGUGACAAGCAAAAGGUGAAUGAGGAGGAGAGGCGCAGGGUGCAGGAACGUCUGUGGCAGCGUCACACAACCCGUGAAUUCAGACGGGAACAGUACGAGAACUACCAGUCGGCUUGGCUGCAGCAGGUGGAGAAGUAUGAGAAGGAACACCUUGGAGCCUUCCAUUUGAUUUACCCACGGCUUGACUCCGAGAAAUACGAUAACUUCUUUAAACAAAGCGGAUCGCUUUUUCAGGAGACGGUCGCUUCCAGAGCGAGAGAAGAAUGUGCCAGGCACCAACUGGAGGAGAUUCGACAGAAGAACGAACCGAAAGAGCUGGCAAAGGGAAGAAAGGUGAAGGAACCAAAGGAUGCCCACCUGCAUGGCGAGUCGGGGGCCGAGCCCUCUGCACUGGAACGAGUCUACAGGAAGUACAACAACUGUUUCACCCUAAAGAAAGAGGAGGCCAUGGACAUCAUGAAGCCACUGGAUAUUAUUUACGAGGAGGAGUUGCAGCGACUCAGCGGGCUCCUGCAGCGGGAGAACCUCCUCCGGGCUCUGGGUGUCAUUGAGCAAGUUUAUCGUGUGUUGCAAAACACUCCGGGCGUGAGUGGCAGUGUUCAUACUGCUCCUUCAUAUGGUACCAACCAGAAUAAAUCUGUUAUUUACCCCAGCACGUACCGGCACAACCAGAUGAUGGAAGAGCUGGCGUUCAUUGGCUCCCACGCCACGAUGGGGGGGAACGGCACGACGGAGCUGGGAUGUCUCAACAACCCGUCCUUGAACUGGUCGACUCUGCUCUCUCCCCAAGGCCAGGCUUCCGUCAACCACGGCCCGAAGGGGAGCACCAACCAUGGAAGCGGACUGGCACUCAACCGUUUCCACAGCCGCUUCCCCGCCCGCAGGGGCCUGUCAUGGAUGGGCGGGAAUCAGUUGCCGCCAUCACUAGACACCCUCACAAUGAGGACUGCGUGCCCCUCGGAGUUACAGCUCAACGCGGUUUCAGCCUAUCCUCGUUCAGUGAGUGCCAAGCUAAUUCCCGAAACAUCGCUUCUGCAAUCUAAAGACCCGCGGGGAGCGAGCCAGAACAGUGCAGUGAGCAGGGUGCGAAUGAAUGGCACGAGCAACAGUACCAACAUGUGGAACAUGAAGAUCAACACCAUCAACCCUUCAAGCCACGAGCUAACGGUGAUCUCAGCCCGAGCCCCUAUGAACCAGCGAGCGCACCUAACAAGACGUACAAACUUCCUGAGCUUAUUUCAGACUGACAUCAGCAGACGACUGAAUUGAUCCCGAGACACAGAUCACUGCUGGAUUUCCUUUCCACUACAACCCUGAGAACUGUUUCAUUGCCUGAUGACGUUUUUGCCAUUUAAAGUUCCUUCACUUCAGGGUGGGGUGAGGAAAAAGUGCCCUGGGAUCUGAUCACAGAGUGAGAAGAGAACAGAAAAGAUUUCCUGUUGGAGGUUACUGCGCUGGGUGUGACUGGAAGGGCACUCAACAACGUGGGGAGGGUGGGGAGGGCGCAGAGUUUGUCUAUUUGUUGAACAAAAUCUAUAAAUGCUUUUCUAAAUGUUUCACAAAGUAAGCCAAAUCAAUAAAAAAUGGUAUGUUUUUUAA
Messenger RNA from Amblyraja radiata (thorny skate), 3045 nucleotides. Its product is annotated as tubulin polyglutamylase TTLL13-like. The transcript has 17 exons. Gene Ontology annotation, molecular function: tubulin binding; tubulin-glutamic acid ligase activity. The record is from RefSeq and is a predicted model, not a curated record. NCBI's taxonomy places the organism in Eukaryota, Metazoa, Chordata, Chondrichthyes, Rajiformes, Rajidae. The coding region runs from base 148 to 2715 and encodes 855 amino acids. Gene Ontology annotation, cellular component: ciliary basal body. Gene Ontology annotation, biological process: protein polyglutamylation; microtubule cytoskeleton organization.